CUCCUCCUACUCAACUCAACGGCUUUAAUUUGAAAAUCUCCUCCUUUUCCCAUUUAUUUAUUCCUCUCAACCAUUCGUAUUCACUUCAUUUCUACAUUACUCUUCUUCUUCGUUUCGUUUGGUGGAGUGUUUUUUAUUAUUCAUCCAUGUCGUGUUAAGUUUACAGUGAAAAGAUUGAGGCAGCUCCCCUUUGCAUCAUGGCAUCUGUGAAUCCAUUUUUUGAAGACAUGCGAACAAAAUCUGAGGUUAUUGACCCCCCUCAAAGUGAUGAUAUGCUGGAUGUUGGUGAAAUUCUGAAUGAUUCUCCUCAAAAUAUAGUGAAACCUAAUGUAGCAGUUACAAGCAGUGUCCGUGAUCUUCUGGAGUGCCCUGUUUGCUUGAAUGCCAUGUACCCUCCUAUUCAUCAGUGUUCAAAUGGUCACACAUUAUGUUCUGGUUGCAAGCCAAGGGUUCAUAACCGGUGCCCCACCUGCAGGCAUGAACUUGGGAACAUUAGAUGUCUUGCUUUAGAGAAAGUUGCUGCAUCUCUUGAGCUUCCAUGUAAAUAUCAGAAUUAUGGUUGCAUCGGUAUAUACCCUUAUUACAGCAAGCUGAAGCAUGAGUCUCAAUGCAUCUAUAGACCGUACAACUGUCCAUAUGCUGGAUCAGAAUGCACUAUCGUUGGUGAUAUCCCUUCUCUUGUUGCCCACUUAAAAGAUGAUCACAAAGUUGAUAUGCAUAAUGGUUGCACUUUUAAUCAUCGCUAUGUCAAAUCAAAUCCGCAGGAGGUUGAAAAUGCCACCUGGAUGUUAACGGUCUUCAGCUGUUUUGGGCAGUAUUUCUGUCUGCAUUUUGAAGCUUUCCAGCUCGGCACGGCUCCCGUCUACAUAGCGUUCCUGCGAUUUAUGGGUGAUGAUGUCGAGGCGAAGAGUUAUAACUACAGUCUUGAAGUGGGUGGACAUGGGAGGAAGAUGGUAUGGCAGGGGAUUCCGAGAAGCAUUAGGGACAGCCACCGAAAAGUUCGUGACAGUUUUGAUGGUCUGAUUAUCCAACGAAAUAUGGCUCUCUCUUUUUCUGGGGGAGACCGGAAGGAGUUGAAGCUUAGGGUGACUGGUCGAAUUUGGAAAGAACAGUAACCGAAAUUUCUCAUUUUCUGCUUAGUUAGUUAGUAGGUUAGAAAGACGUCUUCUGGUCAUGUGUUUUUGGAAUUAAGAAGCAAACUCUCUUUGCUUGUCCAUCUAUUAUGAAAUAUGCAUGAGUGAGAAUGCAUUCCUUU
Humulus lupulus (European hop) is the source of this 1255-nucleotide messenger RNA. RefSeq names its product E3 ubiquitin-protein ligase DIS1-like. Gene Ontology annotation, cellular component: cytoplasm. Gene Ontology annotation, molecular function: ubiquitin protein ligase activity; zinc ion binding; protein binding. The transcript is spliced from 4 exons. The record is from RefSeq and is a predicted model, not a curated record. Gene Ontology annotation, biological process: ubiquitin-dependent protein catabolic process; multicellular organism development. The coding region runs from base 198 to 1115 and encodes 305 amino acids. NCBI's taxonomy places the organism in Eukaryota, Viridiplantae, Streptophyta, Magnoliopsida, Rosales, Cannabaceae.